AUGAUUCGAACUGCUCUCACCCGAUCCACUGGCGCGCUCAAGGCGGGCUCGCGCACCUUUGCCGCUGCCUCGGCCCCGGCAGCUGUGCGAGCCAAGCACACGCUCCCCGACCUUUCGUACGACUACGGCGCGCUGGAGCCCGCCAUCUCGGGUCAGAUCAUGGAGCUGCACCACAAGAAGCACCACCAGACGUACGUCAACGGCCUCAACCAGGCCGAGGAGCAGCUCGGCGAGGCCAUCCAAAAGAAGGACGUCAAGUCGGCCAUCGCGCUGCAGAAGGCGAUCAACUUCAACGGGGGCGGACACAUCAACCACACGCUCUUCUGGGAGAACCUGGCUCCCCCCAAGAAGGGCGGUGGCGAGCUCUCCGGCGGUGCGCUGAAGGACGCUAUCGACAGGGACUUUGGCGGCCUCGACCAGCUCAAGCAGAAGUUCAACGCCCAGAUCGCUGCAAUUCAGGGAAGCGGCUGGGGUUGGUUGGGUUACAACCCGCAGACCAAGAAGCUUGACAUCGUCACCACUGCUAACCAGGAUCCUCUGCUCUCGCACGUGCCUCUGAUCGGCGUCGACGCCUGGGAGCACGCCUUCUACCUCCAGUACCAGAAUGUCAAGGCCGACUACUUCAAGGCCAUCUGGGACGUCAUCAACUUCAAGGCCGCCGAAGAGCGUCUCAAGAAGGCCCAGUAG
This is a messenger RNA of Sporisorium graminicola, 687 nucleotides long. RefSeq lists its product as uncharacterized. The coding region runs from base 1 to 687 and encodes 228 amino acids. Gene Ontology annotation, biological process: superoxide metabolic process. Gene Ontology annotation, molecular function: metal ion binding; superoxide dismutase activity. The record is from RefSeq and is a predicted model, not a curated record. The transcript has 2 exons. NCBI's taxonomy places the organism in Eukaryota, Fungi, Basidiomycota, Ustilaginomycetes, Ustilaginales, Ustilaginaceae. Gene Ontology annotation, cellular component: mitochondrion.